GAAAGGAAAGGCGCGUGUGUGAACAGAGCCGGGAGUGUGGGACCGAAAAGAGUCAGCACAUCACUGUGGUGUUAGCGGCUUUGCACUGACUCACCGAGCUCUCUGUAAUACUUUACAUUCAUUAAUAAGAGAGAGGGGGGGAGGUGCGUUAACAGUCCCGCUCUGGCGGAGCUUUAUCACGUGACACCAGGCGGAAGUAAACAAAGGAAAGGCGCUAAAACUGUUAGCUUUCCUCUUGUGUGCCUGAGCAGAGACUCUUCUGUUGUGUUGUGUUAUGUGAGCUGCGGCAGCAACGAUGCCUUCAGUUCAGUAUCUGAGAGAGUUUAUCAACGAGCGACUAACUGCUGCUGCUGAACAAAUAUUCUUGGAGUUUGAAAAAACGAUCGUCCAGUACGAGGAAAAGAUCGACCGUCAGCGCAGACUGCUGGAUAUCACCUGGAAACCCCAAAUCAAGCUGCACAGGACAGAACUUCCACAGCAGCCUGUCUGUAAGGACGAGGAGGUUCUCCCUGAGCCACAGCUCUGGAGCCAGGAGAGGAACUCUCUGCACCAGGAGGAACCAGAACUUCCACAUAUUAAAGAGGAACAGGAGGAACUCUGCACCAGUCAGGAGGGAGAGCAGGUUGGACUGAAGGAGGAGAUUGAUACCUUUAUGGUGACUGCUGCUGAGGAAAGAGACCACCAUGAACCAGAAGCAAACAGUAACCAGCUCCCUUUUCAAACCUCUCCUAUAGAUGAGAGCCAAAAUCACGGAGGAAGUAGGAAUUUAGACUCAGGGACAAAUAGUAACUUAGAAAGUCAGAGUAAUUCUGACACAGGUAACGAGUCUAUAACAUGUAAUCUUUGUGGAAAAUCCUUUAAGUAUAAGUACAGAAUGACUCGACAUCAGAGAAUCCACACAGGUGAGAAGCCAUAUUCUUGUGAAACGUGUGGGAAAAAGUUUUGUAUGUUAUCAACACUUAAAGGCCAUUUGACUACCCAUACAGGUGAGAAACCAUAUUCUUGUGAAAUAUGUGGGAAAAGUUAUACGCGAAGCAGUGGUGUGACCAUACACAUGAGAAUGCAUACAGGUGAGAGACCGUACCAUUGUAAAACAUGCAGGAAAGUCUUCUCAAGUAGUAGUCAUUUAUCGGCACACAGAAGAACGCACACAGGUGAGAGACCGUAUAAUUGUAAAACAUGUGGGAAAAUGUUCACAUCUAGCAGUCAUUUAUGGCGCCACAUGAAAACUCACACAGGUGAGAAAUCAUAGUCUUGAAAAAUUUAGAGAAUAAUGUCCGAGAAGCCAAGCGUGGAAGAAUAUCUGAGAAUUUAUACAGGUUCACAUGAGUACUUUCAGAGUUUAGAUACCUUUAAAUACCAUGUUUAUCAUGUAUAAGGCAGAUUUAACCCUGUAAGACCCAAUCCAUCAAUUCUAAAAAUAAAUCAUUUUUCUGGGGCGGGGCUGAGAUGUUUAAUAACUCUUAUAACAAAAUCCACAUUUUUAAUGUCAUGUUGUUUAUGAUAUAUAAUAGAAAUAUACUUUUUGUUUCCCUUUUGAUAAUUUGAUGUUUUUGUUUUGAUGAGAUAGAGGUCUUAGAAACUAAUGUAGCAAAUAUGACACUAAGGGUGUUAUAGGGUUAAUCUGUUCUCAUCAAAUGCGUCAAUGAAAAUAUGGUGACUAUCAAAAAAUGAAUUUUAGCUGUUUUAUUUAUUGAUAUAUUUCUCUGUGGCAAAGUUGAAACUCAAUUUGAGUACAACGUUCUGGAAUGGCCAUCUCAGUCCCCAGACCUGAAUAUUAUUGAAAUCUGUGGUGUGAGUUAAAGAGAGCUGCCCAUGCUUGGAAGCCAUCAAAUCUGAAUGAACGAGAGAUGUUCUGUAAAGAGGAACAGUCCAAAAUACCUUCAACCACAAUCCAGACUCUCAUUGGAACCCACAGGAAGCGUUUAGAGGCUGGAAUUUCUGCAAAAGGCGGAUCUACUAAAUAUUGAUUUCAUUUCUUUUUUUGUGGUGCCCAAAUUUAUGCACCUGCCUGAUUUUGUUUAAACAAUUUUUGCACACUUUCUGUAAAUCCAA
Haplochromis burtoni (Burton's mouthbrooder) is the source of this 2055-nucleotide messenger RNA. Its product is annotated as zinc finger protein 2 homolog. Gene Ontology annotation, biological process: regulation of transcription by RNA polymerase II. Bases 296 to 1252 code for a protein of 318 amino acids. Lineage: Eukaryota; Metazoa; Chordata; Actinopteri; Cichliformes; Cichlidae. Gene Ontology annotation, molecular function: DNA-binding transcription factor activity, RNA polymerase II-specific; RNA polymerase II cis-regulatory region sequence-specific DNA binding. The transcript is spliced from 2 exons. The record is from RefSeq and is a predicted model, not a curated record.